AAGGAUUUUUCUUCGUUGACGUGGUAUUAUUUUUACUUCGUUCUUCAUUCAUUUGCAUCAUAGACGACCCAUACAUAUACCAUGUCGGCCUCAGUUACCGGCUACUUGACUUCUUCCCAAUAUACUUUCCCUGUGUAUGACAGCACUGUCGAAGCCAAUCCUCAGAUUCCCAAAGACUUGCUUCUCAGCCACUCUUUGAGACUAGAAAGAACAGUACCGAUUUCACAUCCUAUUAGGAGUAACAUACCUUUGAACAAUGUCCUUAGUUCAAAGGACGGUUCUGAUUUCGAGAAUCCUUUGCUGGACCUUUUACAAUUCAGUAGGGCUAAAAUUGAAAGAUAUAUCCAAAACUCACAGAACAUAAAACCAGUUCCUCCUCCAAUCAAGACCAAUUCCAUCACCAUCUCAAAGAGACAAGAGGUUGGAAGAACCACCCCCAUUACCAACAAAACCAUAUUCUUUUCUCCUUCUGGAAAGGGUAAGAUAGUCUCUACUCCUGUUUCCAAAAGAAAGAGUUCCAUGAAUCUCAAACAAAAAUUGUUAAAGAUGGACCUGGCUUCUUUAGUGAAUAUGACAAAGCCUCAACCUCCAAUGAGCCUGCUGUUAUGGUUUCACAACGAUAAUAAGUUCAAGGAUGAGAGUUUCACAAAUGACCAAGAAGAUUCGGACUACGACCAUCUCGCAUGUCAUGCUGACAAUAUUAUGAGAAUGGCAGUGGAUUCUACAAUGUUGGGAUCUACUUUCAACUCGAGUUUCUCAUCGAGUUUCUCCAACUCGUUCAUGGCUGAGAACACCGGGAAAGAUUUUUUCGAUAAAGAAGCAAAACAAGCCAUUCUCGAGGGUUUGAACUUUUGAACACAAGCCUCUAUAGCGUAAGAAUUACUCUACUUAAAUAAAUACGAAAUGUACGAUAAGUCCCUUGAGUCAUACUCGAAAUGGUAGGUUCUGUUAAAUCCCGGGAGCAGGGACUUUGUGGUCUUGGGAUCAUCUGGUUCGGGUAUAGUGAAGUAUAGAUUGUCCAAGUUCAUGAUUAUUCGCUCAGUAUCACUGUUUUCUUUCGUCACAGUCGCUGGGAGACUUUCUAAUAGAUGCUUGGUUUUGGGACCGAUAUGUCCAUCAUAGUCCUUGGAGUAAUAAUACAUGUAGUAAUGAAGUUGGGAAUGGAAAUCACCCCUUAAAAUGCUAGAAAUGAAACACGCAUAGUGUUCAUGGGUCAAUUUGGUACGGGAUCUCAAGUACUUGAAUAAAUGCAAGGAGACCAUUUUUAAGCCUGAUUGUGCUAAGCUGUUCAAAAUAAUAUCGUACAGGUCCUGGUCUAGCCAUUCACUGAAAUUUGCAUUCAAAUUUUGCAAUUCAAUCAAGGCUUGAAUAAUACCUGAGAAGUUCAGAGUGACGUUGAUGUGAUUCAACACGCAGUUUAUGAACAAAGUCACGGUUUCUGCUGGAUAUUCACGAGAUUGAACGAACUUGACGUGGGAACUCACAAAUGACUUGAGGAUAUUCAUGUUGGCCAUAAUGUUUCCAAAUGGCGAAGUCUGCACACUGGGGUGCUGCACAAGUUCAAGCUCUUUAUGAAGCCUAAAACUCUCUUUUUGUUGUAGUUUGGCUUCGAUAUGGUGAUCGUAUGCUUUGAAGUGAGUGAACUUGUUGGACAUGAAAUUAGAUAUAUCCUUGUAGUCAAGUUUGCUAUCAACAGAUCUGGCAGUGUAGAUUCCAAUAAGAUCCAAGAUCUUCUCCACACUUGUAUCAUGAUAAUUCUCAUAAUCCUUUGGAGCAUCCUCCCAAUCACUGGGACCUGUCUCCAUGCAAAAUGCCUCUAAGGCAAAAAUGAACAGUUCACCGGGAGAAGCAGAUUCUCCCUUGAACACCAGGUGAGUAUGGUAAAAUUCGAUUAACUCUAAAGUUCUCUCGAUAUCACCAUUCGAAGCUAAUAUUCCCAAAAUAAUAUCAACCAGCUGUUUGG
Yamadazyma tenuis ATCC 10573 is the source of this 1963-nucleotide messenger RNA. RefSeq lists its product as uncharacterized. NCBI's taxonomy places the organism in Eukaryota, Fungi, Ascomycota, Pichiomycetes, Serinales, Debaryomycetaceae. The record is from RefSeq and is a predicted model, not a curated record.